CUUCUACAUUGAGGUAUGGGUUUUCCAAAUGUUUUCGGGGCAUUUUUAAGGACGCUUUUAAGGACGUUUUAAGGAUGGCGAAAAAGAAAGUAGAAAUGAAAUAAUAGUAUCUACUCACCAGAUCAGACGUCUAAAUCGGUCCUGAUUCAUCAUGGCUGACAACGGAGGCUCAGCAGAGAGCCUGAUGCAGAAUGAUGAUGAGCAGAAUAAAGAAGUGGUUAACAUUCUAAAAGAAGUAAGGGCUAACCUCUCUGAAAUCGGAAAAGCCCAACUUGAUGAUGAGAUAAAGCAGGUAGUCAAAGAAUGCAUCGAAGGAGGAGACCUGAGCUGGAGAAAUGUGUCUGAAAUAAUGAGGUACUUUGAAAAUGUUGUGUCUGUGAAGCUUGGUGUAAGCCUUGAAGAAACAAAGCAAAUUCUCCGAAUAUUCCUUCUUUGCUGGAACAAGCAAGGAUUGGCAGAGACCAUAUGGAAAGAGAUCUAUAAUGAGAAUGAGCCAGAAGAACCAGAGGAUGAUGAACAGAUUCUCAUGGAAGUUGAAAUAUCUGAUGACGAAAAACGUGCAAUGUUUGCUAGAGCUUUACAAGAGGGCCAUGAAGAGGUACAACGAAUUCGAGCAAUGGUUGUCGGCAUGUUUUCCGUUGGAAAAACAUCCCUUGUCAAUAACCUAAUUGACGCCUCAAAGAAUAAAAGACCAACACAGCUUCCGGUUGAUGAGCAAUAUCCACCAAGUACUGAAGGCAUUGAUGUACACUUGUGUAAGAUUGAAAAUGAAAAAUGGAAAAAGCUGGCCUUGACGCAGAAACGAAAUGUAAAACGUACAUUUGAACGGGCUUUUGAACUGUUUGACAAUACUGAUUCUAUUACGCCUGUUGUGGAGCAUGAACAACAUCAUGGAGACAAUAUGGAUGUAUCUGAACCGACUGAUGAAAGUACACAAGUAAAGGAGACUGUUCAGCCUUCUGUUAAUGUUCCAAACGUUGACUUGAAUAAGUUAAAGAAAUUGAUUGAACCAGAUGAAAUAGAACCAAGAGAAGAAAUUUCUCGAACUAUUCAUACCACAGCUCAUGAAGAAGUCAUAAAAGAAACAGACAUUCAAGGAAAUCCACCACUUGUUUCAGUGUGGGACUUCGCGGGGAAGAAUUUGUACUAUUCAACCCACCACUUUUUCUUGAACAAGCGAUCAGUUUACCUUUUGUUGAUGAAUAUGACCAAAAAGUUAGAGGAUCUUGUUGAAAAAAGUGAAUCAUUGGCUGGUUUGGUUCAUGAAGAGUUAACCUGUCUGGAUGCCUUCAAGUUUUGGCUGAAUUCCAUACACAUGUACAGCUCAAUUCAUGAUCAAGAACACGAAGAUAAACCAACAGUCAUCCUAAUAGGCACUCACAAGGACUUGAUGGAAGGCACAGAAGAAGACAAAGAAGAACACAUGAAUGCCUUCUUUAAUGAAGCAAUGCGACCAUUUAUUGGCACAAAUAUUUUAAAGCAUGUGCAUGAUAGAAAAUUUCUCGUGAACAAUCUUGAUGCAAAAGACCGAGUUUUUGAUGAAAUCAGAAAUGAAGUAAAGAAGGUGGCUGAAGCUCAACCCUAUUGGAAUGAAAAGCAUCCCCUGAAAUGGAUACAGCUUGAGAAAACCUUUGAACAAAUGAGAGGGGACGGAAAAGAAAUGGUAACACUGCGUGAGGUUGAAGCUACAAACAGAGAGAACCCACAACCUUUGGAAAAAGCCCAGCUUCAGUUGUUUUUGGAAGUUCAGCACAUGUAUGGGAACAUCCUUUACUUUGACACAGAGAAAUUGAAAGAACAUGUAAUUUUGUCCCCACAAUGGAUCAUUGAAGCCUUCAAAUGCUUCAUCAACUACAAAGAGAAACAUGUUCCACCAAAGCUCAUUGGAGAGUGGCAAAGUUACAAAGAGUCUGCUAUAUUAGAUCAGCAACUGCUGCAGGCGAUUUUGAAGCACAGCGCUCCACAGAUCAAAGCCAACGCUGAUGUUGUCGUUGAAUACAUGAAAUACUUAAACAUUAUGACCAAGCCAAUACAUUUGGAAGAUUACGAAGAACAAGAUAAAGAAAGAGUUCAACAAGAUGACGCCAGCUGUGUGGAUCCUAAAUACAGAGAUCCCAUCUGUGCGCCUCUCCAUUCAUGUUCAAACUUUCAUAUCUUACCUUGCCAGCUGAAAGUAAUGCCUACAGACGCUCUUGAGGAAAUAACAAAUCCACGAAAGCAAAACACUGAAGCCCUCUGUUUUGUUUUCAAAGACAAUUUUAUGCCACCAGCUAUUUUCCACAGGCUACUAGCUGCUUGCAUUAGGCACUAUAAAAUUGCAUCAAUGGAUAGGAAAAAUAUGAUGUACAAUAACAUUGGCGUAUUUAAAGUAAACAGUCGGGAUAAGCUCAGACUAUGGUUCGUCGACCACGUCGUCUAUGCAAGGAUUUCAUUUAUGUCGAAGCAUAAGAAACAAGCAAUAGAUUCUGGUGUUUGUACGGAUGUCAGACGUGUUUUGUACCGCAACUUGAUUGCGAUCCUGGGCCUUUUACCAAGGUCAAAGAACUUCGCAAAAACAACACCAUUCGAAGAACAUGUUCAGUGUCCUACAAUAAAUAAACCAGGCGUCGGUCUUUUCCGAGUAAAUGCCCUACUUAUAGAUGGAGAAAUUUGUUGUGAAGAUCACGAGAUAUGUAACCAACAUGCAAUGGAAGCAGACGAACAUCUGGGGUGUUGGUACAACGAUGUUCUUAAGGACAGGGAAGCGGCAAAAUCGUCAGUCGAAGGUGUAGAUUUAGAUAUUGUUCCAACUGAUAAACACUUAUCAAAGAUUGCAUUACGCUUGAAAAAACACAAUGAGAUUUGGCUAAUAGGCAUCGAGCUUGGAUUAAGGCAAGUUGAUAUGGAACGAAUAAGAAAAGACCACUUUGAUUUUAGAGUGGACUUUGUAUACCAUGUGCUACUCGAAUGGAGAAAACAGAAGAAUAAAACACUCAAGACAUUGAAGCUAGUUUGUGUCGCCGUGAUGAAAAAUUCACCAGGAGACAUCUUUGAUAUAUUUGCAGCCCUUAAUGAAGAACCGGAGGUUGAUGAGCAGAUCCCCAUGGAAGUUAAAGCUUUGAAAGACGAAGAACUUCGCAUGUUUGCUAGAGCUUUGCAAGAGGGCCAUGAAGAAGUACAAAGAAUUCGAGCAAUGGUUGUUGGCAUGUUUUCCGUUGGAAAAACAUCCCUUGUCAAUAACCUAAUUGACGCCUCAAAGAAUAAAAGACCAACACAGCUUCCGGUUGAUGAGCAAUAUCCACCAAGUACUGAAGGCAUUGAUGUACACUUGUGUAAGAUUGAAAAUGAAAAAUGGAUAAAGCUGGCCUUGACGCAGAAACGAAAUGUAAAACGUAGAUUUGAACGGGCUUUUGUACAGUUGGACUUUGCUGAUUCUAUUACGCCUGUUGUAGAGCAUGAACAACCGCAGAAAGAAAAUAUUGAUGUAUCUGAGCAGACUGAGGAUAAUACACACGUAAAGGAGACUGUUCAGCCUCCUGUUAAUGUUCCAGUUGACUUGAAUAAGUUAAAAAAAUUGAUUGAACCAGAUGAAAUAGAACCAAGAGUAGAAAUUCAUCGAACUAUUCAUACCACAGCCCAUGAAGAAAUCAUAAAUGAAACAGACAUCCAAGGAAAUCCACCGCUUGUUUCAGUGUGGGACUUCGCGGGGCAGAAUUUGUACUAUUCAACCCACCACUUCUUUUUGAAUAAGCGGUCAAUUUACAUUUUGUUGAUGAAUAUGACAAAAAAAUUGGAGGAUCUUGUUGAAGAGAGUGAAUCAUUGGCUGGUUUGGUUCAUGAAGAGUUCACCUGUCUGGAUGCCUUCAAAUUUUGGCUGAAUUCCAUCCACAUGUACAGCUCAAUUCAUGAUCAAGAACACGAAGAUAAACCAACGGUCAUCCUGAUUGGCACUCACAAGGACCAGAUGAAAGGCACAGAUGGAGAAAAAGAAGAACACAUGAAUGCCUUAUUUAAUGAAGCAUUGAGACCAUUUAUUGGCACAAAUAUUUUAAAGCAUGUGCAUGAUAGAAAAUUUCUCGUAAACAAUCUUGAUGAAAAAGACCCAAUUUUUGAUGAAAUCAGAAAUGAAGUAAAGAAUGUGGCUGAAGCUCAACCCUAUUGGAAUGAAAAGCAUCCCCUGAAAUGGAGACAGCUUGAGAAAACCUUUGAACAAAUGAGAGGGGACGGAAAAGAAGUGGUAACACUGCGUGAGGUUGAAGCUACAAACAGAAAGAACCCACAACCUUUGGAAAAAGCCCAGCUUCAGUUGUUUUUGGAAGUUCAGCACAUGUAUGGGAACAUCCUUUACUUUGACACAGAGAAAUUGAAAGAACAUGUAAUUUUGUCCCCACAAUGGAUCAUUGAAGCCUUCAAAUGCUUCAUCAACCACAAAGAGCAACAUGUUCCACCAAAGCUCAUUGGAGAGUGGCAAAGUUACAAAGAGUCUGCUAUAUUAGAUCAGCAAUUGCUGCAGGCGAUUUUGAAGCACAGCGCUCCACAGAUCAAAGCCAACGCUGAUGUUGUCGUUGAAUACAUGGAAUACUUAAACAUUAUGGCCAAGCCAAUACAUUUGGAAGAUUACGAAGAACAAGAUAAAGAAAGAGUUCAACAAGAUGACGCCAGCUGUGUGGAUCCUAAAUACAGAGAUCCCAUUUGUGCGCCUCUCCAUUCAGGGUCAAACUUUCAUAUCUUACCUUGCCAGCUCAAAGUAAAGCCUACAGAUGCUCUUGAGGAAAUUACAAAUCCACCAAAUCGGCAAAACACUGUAGCCCUCUGUUUUGUUUUCAACGACAAUUUUAUGCCACCAGCUAUUUUCCACAGGCUACUAGCUGCUUGCAUUAGGCACUGGAAAAUUGCAUCACUGGAUAGGAAAAAUAUGAUGUACAAUAGCUUUGGCGUAUUUAGAGUGAACAGUCAGGCUCAGCUCAGACUAUGGUACGUUGACCACAUCGUCUAUGCAAGGAUGUCGUUUAUGUCGAAGCUUAAGAAACAAGCAAUAGAUUAUGGUGUUUGUACGGAUGUAAGACGUGUUUUGUACAACAGCUUGAUGGCGAUCCUGGGCCUUUUACCAAGGUCAAAGAACUUCGCAAAAACAACACCAUACGAAGAACAUGUUCAGUGUCCUACAAUUAAUAAACCAGGCGUCGGACUUUUCCGAGUAAAUGCCCUACUUGCAGAUGGAGAAAUUUCUUGUGAUGAUCAUAAGACGCGUGACCAACAUACAAUGGAAGCAGACGAACAUCUGGGGUGUUGGUACAACGAUGUUCUUAAGGACAGGGAAGCGGCAAAAUCGUCAUUCGAAGGUGUAGAUUUAGAUAUUGUUCCAACUGAUAAACACUUAUCAAAGAUUGCAUUACGCUUGAAAAAACACAAUGAGAUUUGGCUAAUAGGCAUCGAGCUUGGAUUAAAGCAAGUUGAUAUGGAACGAAUAAGAAAAGACCACUUUGAUUUUAGAGUGGACUUUGUAUACCAUGUGCUACUCGAAUGGAGAAAACAGAAGAAAGAAAGACUCAAGAAACUGAAGCAGGUUUGCGUCGCCGUGAUGAAAAACUCACCAGGAGACAUCUUAUAUAUAUUUGCAGCCCUUAAUGAAGAACCGGAGGUUGAUGAGCAGAUCCCCAUGGAAGUUAAAACUUUGAAAGACGAAGAACUUCGCAUGUUUGCUAGAGCUUUGCAAGAGGGCCAUGAAGAAGUAAAAAGAAUUCGAGCAAUGGUUGUUGGCAUGUUUUCCGUUGGAAAAACAUCCCUUGUCAAUAACCUAAUUGACGCCUCAAAGAAUAAAAGACCAACACAGCUUCCGGUUGAUGAGCAAUAUCCACCAAGUACUGAAGGCAUUGAUGUACACUUGUGUAAGAUUGAAAAUGAAAAAUGGAUAAAGCUGGCCUUGACGCAGAAACGAAAUGUAAAACGUAGAUUUGAACGGGCUUUUGUACAGUUGGACUUUGCUGAUUCUAUUACGCCUGUUGUAGAGCAUGAACAACCGCAGAAAGAAAAUAUUGAUGUAUCUGAGCAGACUGAGGAUAAUACACACGUAAAGGAGACUGUUCAGCCUCCUGUUAAUGUUCCAGUUGACUUGAUUAAGUUAAAAAAAUUGAUUGAACCAGAUGAAAUAGAACCAAGAGUAGAAAUUCAUCGAACUAUUCAUACCACAGCCCAUGAAGAAAUCAUAAAUGAAACAGACAUCCAAGGAAAUCCACCGCUUGUUUCAGUGUGGGACUUCGCGGGGCAGAAUUUGUACUAUUCAACCCACCACUUUUUUUUGAAUAAGCGGUCAAUUUACAUUUUGUUGAUGAAUAUGACAAAAAAAUUGGAGGAUCUUGUUGAAGAGAGUGAAUCAUUGGCUGGUUUGGUUCAUGAAGAGUUCACCUGUCUGGAUGCCUUCAAAUUUUGGCUGAAUUCCAUCCACAUGUACAGCUCAAUUCAUGAUCAAGAACACGAAGAUAAACCAACGGUCAUCCUGAUUGGCACUCACAAGGACCAGAUGAAAGGCACAGAUGGAGAAAAAGAAGAACACAUGAAUGCCUUAUUUAAUGAAGCAUUGAGACCAUUUAUUGGCACAAAUGUUUUAAAGCAUGUGCAUGAUAGAAAAUUUCUCGUAAACAAUCUUGACGCAAAAGACCCAGUUUUUGAUGAAAUCAGAAAUGAAGUUAAGAAGGUGGCUGAAGUUCAACCCUAUUGGAAUGAAAAGCAUCCGCUGAAAUGGAUACAGCUUGAGAAAACCUUUGAACAAAUGAGAGGGGACGGAAAAGAAGUGGUAACACUGCGUGAGGUUGAAGCUACAAACAGAGAGAACCCACAACCUUUGGAAAAAGCCCAGCUUCAGUUGUUUUUGGAAGUUCAGCACAUGUAUGGGAACAUCCUUUACUUUGACACAGAGAAAUUGAAAGAACAUGUAAUUUUGUCCCCACAAUGGAUCAUUGAAGCCUUCAAAUGCUUCAUCAACCACAAAGAGCAACAUGUUCCACCAAAGCUCAUUGGAGAGUGGCAAAGUUACAAAGAGUCUGCUAUAUUAGAUCAGCAAUUGCUGCAGGCGAUUUUGAAGCACAGCGCUCCACAGAUCAAAGCCAACGCUGAUGUUGUCGUUGAAUACAUGGAAUACUUAAACAUUAUGGCCAAGCCAAUACAUUUGGAAGAUUACGAAGAACAAGAUAAAGAAAGAGUUCAACAAGAUGACGCCAGCUGUGUGGAUCCUAAAUACAGAGAUCCCAUUUGUGCGCCUCUCCAUUCAGGGUCAAACUUUCAUAUCUUACCUUGCCAGCUCAAAGUAAAGCCUACAGAUGCUCUUGAGGAAAUUACAAAUCCACCAAAUCGGCAAAACACUGUAGCCCUCUGUUUUGUUUUCAACGACAAUUUUAUGCCACCAGCUAUUUUCCACAGGCUACUAGCUGCUUGCAUUAGGCACUGGAAAAUUGCAUCACUGGAUAGGAAAAAUAUGAUGUACAAUAGCUUUGGCGUAUUUAGAGUGAACAGUCAGGCUCAGCUCAGACUAUGGUACGUUGACCACAUCGUCUAUGCAAGGAUGUCGUUUAUGUCGAAGCUUAAGAAACAAGCAAUAGAUUAUGGUGUUUGUACGGAUGUAAGACGUGUUUUGUACAACAGCUUGAUGGCGAUCCUGGGCCUUUUACCAAGGUCAAAGAACUUCGCAAAAACAACACCAUACGAAGAACAUGUUCAGUGUCCUACAAUUAAUAAACCAGGCGUCGGACUUUUCCGAGUAAAUGCCCUACUUGCAGAUGGAGAAAUUUCUUGUGAUGAUCAUAAGACGCUUGACCAACAUACAAUGGAAGCAGACGAACAUCUGGGGUGUUGGUACAACGAUGUUCUUAAGGACAGGGAAGCGGCAAAAUCGUCAUUCGAAGGUGUAGAUUUAGAUAUUGUUCCAACUGAUAAACACUUAUCAAAGAUUGCAUUACGCUUGAAAAAACACAAUGAGAUUUGGCUAAUAGGCAUCGAGCUUGGAUUAAAGCAAGUUGAUAUGGAACGAAUAAGAAAAGACCACUUUGAUUUUAGAGUGGACUUUGUAUACCAUGUGCUACUCGAAUGGAGAAAACAGAAGAAAGAAAGACUCAAGAAACUGAAGCAGGUUUGCGUCGCCGUGAUGAAAAACUCACCAGGAGACAUCUUUGAAAUAUUUGCAGCCCUUAAGGAAUAGAAAAAGGUUAUUCCAGAUAUUGGUUUUUCGAUUUGGUGUAAACCGGUAAAUGGCUCAUCGACUGCACGGAAUGACAACAAUGCAGUCAAGAACUUUUGAAUUCAGACAAAACGGUGAAAGGUGUUCCUUAUGCAAAAAGUUUUAUAUGAGAUAGUGAUUUUUUUGUUUUCAAAAUUAAAUCUUUGUUACUUUAAGCCGGAUUUUUCAUUGAGAAAACAUGUGUUAUUAAUUAGCGAAAACUAGGCGGGUGGGCUUUCGGGUGUCGUGAAAAAUGCGUUGAGGUCUAUUUACAUCAUGAAACUUGGUCGGAACAUUUGGUCAGCAUGACACCUAAGACCGGUGUGAAUUCGGGUCAUUUCGGGUAACAACUAGGUCACUACGUAAAAUGAAGGAAAAACAUUUAUCCAGUCAUCAGGAAACUAGGUCAGAGCUUUUGUCCAGCACAAUAUGUAAGACCUAUGUAAAUGUGGGUCAUUUCAGGUAAAAAAAGUAGGGCAUUAGGUCAAAUAUUAAACAGAAAAUGUGAAAGUUUCUUUUUUCUUUCACAAAUUCAACAGUGUUGUUCCAAUCUUCAAGAAACUCCGUCAUAUUUCGCAGCAUGCCAUUUUUGAUCAGGGUGAUUAUGGGCAAUGUCGGGUCAAACACUGGGUCGGACCAGUGAGAAUGUGCGUCAGCAGCAUGUUGUUUUUCUCCUGAUGCAAAUUCGCAUUUGUGAGACUGAAAAAUCCGGCUUUAAUUCGGUGUCCGCGUUAACAUAUGUUGUUGGUUUUUUGUAUAAAGAUGUAUGAUUGUCUUAUGAAAAGAUUGGUUUUUAGCUCGACGACUAUUCGAAGAAUAAGGAGGGGUAUACUACUCACCCUGGCGUCGGUGUCCGGUUAAAGUUUUAGGGCAAGUUGGGAUUUUCACUUAUAAGUCCAAUACCCUUCCUUCAAGUGACUUAAUACUUCACACAGUUGUGUAGGGCCAUCACAUAAUGUGGUUAGAUAACUCCAUAUUAUCCUUUAUACAAGUAAUUGCCCCUGAUUACUCCAUAUUAUCCUUUAUACAAGUAAUUGCCCCUGAUUGACUAUGGAACUUGGUUUAAAGUUUUAGGGCAGGUUGGGAUAUUUAUUAAUAACUUCUAUACCCUUUGUUCAAUUGACUUAAUACUUCACACAGUUGUUCAGGACCAUCACACAAUGAGGUUACAUAACUCCAUAUUAUCUUUUAUACAAGUUAUGGCCCCUGAUUGAAAUCGGUUAAAGUUUUAGGGCAGGUUAAAGUUUUAGGGCAAGUUGGGAUUUUCACUUAUAAGUGCAAUACCCUUCAUUCCAUUGACUUAAUACUUCACACAAUUGUUCAGGACCAUCACACAAUGAGGUUACAUGAACUUCAUAGUAUCCUUAAUACAAGUUAUGGCCCCUGAUUGACUUUGGUUAAAGUUUAAGGGCAGGUUAAAGUUUUAGAGCAAGUUGGGAUUUUAAUAAAGAAACUUAUAUACCUUUCAUUCAAUGCACUUAAUACUACGCAGAAUUAUUGACGACCAUCCUACAACAAGGAACAUAACUCCAUUUUAACCCUACAUAUUUUGUUCUUUUUUUUCUUUUGAAAGGCACAUUUUUAUAUUCUUAACCGCAUUCUCAUAUUGAAUGUCAUUGUUCGGGUGGGCUGAUGGGAGGGCAGCGUCAAAGUCACCGUCUGUAUCGAAUAAUUUUAGCUUUUUAGCUAGGUUUGACAUAAAGAGACCAAACUUAGUAAAUACGAAGAGUUUAUGGAGACCUUUUAUUGGAAUGCUUUUGAGGCCCCUAGGAUCAAGGUCAAUGUUACUAUUAAUAGAAAGGGUUGGUAUUGUAUAACUUAAGUAUGGAUCUACAUAUUGUGACCAAACUUGGUAUAUAGGAAGAGUUUAUAGAGACCUUUCCUGAGAUUGUGCUUUGGGCCCCGAGAGUUAUGGUCAAGGUCACUGUUGCUAAAAAUAGAAAUAUUGUUAGUACUGAAUAACUCAAGUAAGGGUUGACAAAGUGUGACCACACUUGUUAUAAAAGUCAAGUUUAUGACCUGCUUUCAUGGAUUGCAUUUUGGCCCCCUAGGGUCAAGGUCACUGUUUCUAAAAAUAGGUUACUGUUUCAGUUAGGGUUUACAUACUGUGACUAAACUUGAUAUGUAGGAAGAGUUUAUGGAUGACUUCCAUGGGAUUUUGUUUGGGGCCCUUAGGAUCAAGGUCACUGUUACAAAAAAAUAGAAGAAAGCAUUUGAAACUGAAUCUCUUCUGCCUAUCAUUUAAAACCUGGUUUUGUCACAUCACGAUUCUUGUUCACUUUUUAAUUUGAUUGUUUUAUCGCUUUAGACAGGCACAUAAUACAUCGUUAUUGUAUUCACUUCUAAAUCAAAGCGGCGUAGUCGAGCGCGCUGUCUUACGACAGCUCUUGUUAUCGAUAUUGUUAAUGUAAGGAUAUUUGUUAGGCCGACAUACGUGUGUAUAUUCUUCUAAUUGCCUUUGCUGAUAACUAUUGACAUAAGUGUGACUAUUUUGACUGUUUUGUAUUUUAUUCGAAACUGUUUAUUGCAAAUUUAUUUUCUAUGUCGACAUACGUGUGUAUAUUCUGCAAAUUGUCAUCGCCUGUUAUGACUGACAUACGUGUGCUGAUAUUGAUUGCUGAAACUGAUCGCUAAGAUCGAGUCGCAAGUCAGAAAUAUGAUAGCCUUUAAAUGUGUAUGCAGUACAAGAUUAAGGUUGGGUUUAUCAUUUUAUUAGGUACUGUUACUGUUUCUUUCAAAGAUAAUGUGAGGCCGGCAUACUUGUGUAUAUUUUGCAAAUUUCCUUUGUUUAUAAUGAUUGACAUAUGUGUGUAUAUUCUGCAAAUUUCCUUUUUAUAUAAUAAUUGACAUACAUGUAUGUGUGUGUAUUUUGCAAAUUUUCAUUGUUUAUAAUGAUUAAGAUACGUGUGUAUAUUUUGCAAAUUUCCAUUGUUUAAAUUGAUUAAAAUACGUGUGUAUAUUUUGCAAAUUUCCAUUGUUGAUAAUGAUUUACAUGUGUGUGUAUAUUCUACAAAUUUCCAUUGUUGAUAACAUCUUCAAAAAAUAUUUCGACUACUUGAUGCUAUGCUUUUAGAAUUCAGACAAUUUCGUUUGUCAAUUGUUAAGUCAUGCCCCUUGAAAACCGUGCACAAGGGCGAGUAUUGGCUCCCGCAUAUUUAUUUGUCUGGUUACCUUCUCAUAUCAAUCAAGAAAAGUGUCCUUUAAUAUAUUUAUACAAAUAAAUAUUUGCUUUGUUGAGCAAAUAAGACACACAUAAAAAUUAUGCACAUCAAAAUUAUAUGAUUAAGAUGGAAGAAAAGUAUGCUCAGUGAAAAUAACAACAAUAUGAAAAUGUUGACUCGGAACAGGGUUUGAGGUUGCGGUCAGCAUUUUCCGGUUAGAUGUAAUAGUUUUUGUUGACGAAAGAGCCAUUUCGAUUGUACCCAUACAUUUAUAUUUGUUAAUUUAAAAAUAUUAUACCUUUCAUAAAUGUUUUUCUUCCAUAUUUAUUUUAACAUACAGGAAAUCGUUCUGUUAAUAACUUAAUUCUAAUGAAAUGGAAACAGCGGGGAAUAAAACUGGUUCGACUUGUCUAUCAAAAUUAUGGUAUGCAUGGUUGCGACUUUUACGUCAAUCUAAGCUAAAAUAUAAAAUCACACAUUGACGAGCGCGUUGAAUUGUCCGGUACAUCUAUUUUGCCUUGAAGAUGUAGCAUUGUAUUCAGAUUCAAACAAUAUUUUGUUUAUAGUAUCAUUUAGUUAUUGUCUUUAAUCAUUACUGGGAGAAGUCGAAUUUUCUCCAUAACGCCAUAUAUUUUAAGGUAUUGAACAUCAUCCAUAUAUUGACUGUGUCAUAUAUUGACUGUGUUGAGAAAACGUGCUGUGCAAAAGAAACAUUAUUUUGUGUAUGGUAGUUUUAAGAGUUGUUGCCCUUUGACUUUUGUAUACCUAAUGUUUUACUUCUCUCCAUAACAUCAUACACACGUUGACUUUGUUGAGAAGUACUGUAAGAAAGAAACAUUAUUUUACGAAUGGUAUUUUUAGAGUUAUUGAUUAAUUUUAUACAUUUUUUCUUCUCUUCUUUACUCUAUAUGUAACAGAGUUAUUGACUUCAAUCUUCAUACUUAUAUUGACUGGGUUGAGGAGAAAUGCAAAAGAAACAUUAUUUUAUAUAUGGUAAUUUUCAGUACAAACGGGCUAAAACUUUCAAAAUUGAGUCCUCUUAUCUUGUGUAUGUAUCUAUUUUGUGCUCCUCUUUGAAAUGACGUGAUGUUGAUUGUUUAUGGACAGAAUGUGUGCAUAUGAUAUAAAUGAUCGAUUUAUA
This is a messenger RNA of Mya arenaria, 12490 nucleotides long. RefSeq lists its product as uncharacterized. Bases 152 to 8170 code for a protein of 2672 amino acids. The record is from RefSeq and is a predicted model, not a curated record. The transcript is spliced from 3 exons. NCBI's taxonomy places the organism in Eukaryota, Metazoa, Mollusca, Bivalvia, Myida, Myidae.